AUGGGGAUGUUAAACUGUGACCCGGUGGAUGAAAAGGUUGUCACAGGACAGAGACACCCCCACACUCCUUUCUCCAUCUUGGACAUCUUGAAUCAUGCCAGGAGCAGUGGACAAAGAGCAGCAGGAGAAGCUGAGCAGGAGUCCAGGUCAGAGGAAGAAGACUCAGAUGAUGUUACAUUGUCAUCAAGAGGUUCAGUUCCUGGACCAGCAGAUGCGGCAGGAUGCUCUCCAGAGGAAAGGUCAGAGAAAGAGGAUGGCCAUCAGAAAGCCAAGCCUCCCUCAUCUACCACUAAACCCCGCAGGGCACGAACUGCCUUCACUUAUGAACAACUUGUAGCCCUUGAGAGCCGAUUUCGCAGUAGCCGGUAUUUGUCAGUGUGUGAGCGACUGAGUCUGGCCCUGACCCUCCAACUUACAGAGACCCAAGUAAAGAUUUGGUUCCAGAACCGAAGAACAAAAUGGAAGAAGCAGCAGCCUAAUGGGAGUCUUGAAGGAAGCAUGUGCAACACACAGCCCUGUUCAACGAGCCCUAGUAUUCAGUUUAGUUCACCAUUCCCUUCCUACCCUUUUACAACACACAUGUCCCAUAUAAACCAUAGUUCGAACCACCAUUCUGCUUUUCCCCUUAUUUCUAGUCAUUCCAGCUCAUUCCGACUGUUACCAGCAGGUGUCACCUUUUCCCCGUUAAUGGGUUCCAGCCGAAUGACUUCAUUUUACAACCAUGCUGUUUGAGUUUAU
This is a messenger RNA of Pelobates fuscus (common spadefoot toad), 738 nucleotides long. RefSeq names its product NK1 homeobox 2 (gene NKX1-2). Gene Ontology annotation, cellular component: nucleus. Lineage: Eukaryota; Metazoa; Chordata; Amphibia; Anura; Pelobatidae. Gene Ontology annotation, molecular function: RNA polymerase II cis-regulatory region sequence-specific DNA binding; DNA-binding transcription factor activity, RNA polymerase II-specific. Bases 1 to 732 code for a protein of 243 amino acids. The transcript is spliced from 2 exons. The record is from RefSeq and is a predicted model, not a curated record. Gene Ontology annotation, biological process: cell differentiation; regulation of transcription by RNA polymerase II.